Messenger RNA from Maniola jurtina (meadow brown), 842 nucleotides. RefSeq names its product protein obstructor-E-like. The record is from RefSeq and is a predicted model, not a curated record. The transcript is spliced from 6 exons. Gene Ontology annotation, molecular function: chitin binding. NCBI's taxonomy places the organism in Eukaryota, Metazoa, Arthropoda, Insecta, Lepidoptera, Nymphalidae. Bases 116 to 772 code for a protein of 218 amino acids. Gene Ontology annotation, cellular component: extracellular region.
AUGAAUUAGACUCUUGAGUAUAAAACCUAAAGGUUGCACUGUAUUGGCCUCAUUCUCAUGGAUUUGCUCAAAACAAAUAAAUAUACUUAAAUAAAUUUAUAAAAACACCAAAAAAAUGUAUUUCCUCGUUUGUUUCGCUGCAUUUAUUGCCUCAACCACUAGUGCUUUGACCGGAGGGAGUGCAGCCUGCAGCAUUAGCGAUGGCUACGUACCAGUAGAUGGUGUGUGCGACUCCUACAUUGAAUGCAAUGAAUACUCUGCGACAGAGAGGCUGUGUCCGGAUGGACUCUACUUUAACGUCAAUGUAACCUGGCCUGAAGACCCCUGCGGGUUCCCUACCGACGUACAUUGCGAAGGACGCACCCAGCCAGCUAAACCGACUAUGGGAUGCGAGCAUGAAUACGGCUUCUACCCGUCUUCGGCAGUGAAUCCCAACGACUGUGGGCAAUAUCACAUGUGUGUUGGAGGCCGUGCCUUGGAAAUGUUCUGCCCGACAGGCUUGGCUUUCAACCCUACUAUCAGCCGUUGCGACUGGCCCGAAAACGUAGCUUCAUGCAACCUUGAAACUUUCCUUGGCUUCAAAUGCCCUGCUGCAGAACUGGACAGAAAUGGCAAGCCCAUUGUGACGAACCACAAGUACGAGGAAAGGUGCUACGAGUUCUACUCUUGCGUGAAUGGCAAUGCUCGGCUCCUCUCCUGCGAUCCUGGCUUCGCGUUCGACGCCUAUCUUUCCCGUUGCGUAGAAGCUGACCGCGUCGAUUGCGUUCACUAAUAAUAAAAUAAUUAUUCCUGUUAUUUUAUUUUAUAAACUUUUUUUUAAAUAUGGUAAUAAUGAGGUAAUA